GUGUUUUAGUGGUACGAAUGAAAGAAAGAAAGGAGAACCCAGGCUGCUUCAGAAUGGUCAUCUCUUAUUGAUAGUGAAAACAGAGUUAUAGAGAGACUGUUUGUAGGGAUUCAGUUCAGUCUGUUAGAAGCUCUGCUCCUGAUGUCACUGCGUCCCACGCAUGUCUGUUGGGGUUCAGUCAAAGACAAUAUUGUUGAAUCGGACUAUAAGCGUCCAUCAUUGUUUUUGCGUUGUGAGGCUUUGCUCGGUCAAAUAUUCUAUUCUCUGGAAUCAUCCUCGGUACUUUUGUUGAAGUUGUGUAUGUCUUUUUAGCAUUGGACAUGCUUUCUUCUUGAACUUUUAUAAUUGUAUGUGUGAGUCACCAUAGGAAGGGACCCUUCCAGCAUCCUCUCCACUUUGCCACUCAACACAAUGAAAGCAGUUAUCCUCUAGGACAAUAACAUUGCACCCUUGAGAAGAUAAAUGGAUAUAGAGUGGGGAAUGAUCUGAAGAGCAGCGUUAAAAUCUUCAAACUCCAUUGAGGAGACUGAAUCGGCUCUAAACCUAUUCUCCUUGCAUGAUUAGACUGGAGACAUUUAACAGGAGGGCGCAACGUAAAAAAAAACCUUGUGAACCCAGUUAGUGGGAUUCCUGCAGGGGUCCGGCCAUUCAGUCAUCAGCGACCCUUGUCAAAGAACCUGGAGUAGGGAAUACUCUUCUUCAAUCCCAUUAUUCACAGAUACAUUAGUAUUUAUCCACCUCGAUGUCUAUUUAUCUUCAGCUAUAUGGGGGACCUCUUAAAUGCAUUGCAUGUGGAAAGUCCCAUUUUGCAAAUGAUGAUGAGGGUGAUUCCUUGUCUGGUAAUACUAGCUCCAGGAUAUGUUCCUUAUAAACAUUCUCAGUGGGGUUAAAUCAAAGCCGUUGCUCCAAGCGAUCAUCAGAGAUGUGUCGCUCUGGUGUUGGAUGUUAGCAAAGCAGACAUGAAACUUGUCUUUCAUUGUUGCCAAUUUGGUUGGGCAGCCGGUGUAACAUUCCACGCGACAGAAUGUCAACAGUUGUGAUUUUAGAUAUGAUCCCUUCAAUGGUCUCGACAGUACAGGAUCCGAUAGCAUCGAUGAAGGCAUCAAUGGUGCAUCAACGAGUUGUGAGAUGCAUUCAGUAUCAUCUUCAAAAUUUUCCUCAUGGACCCCAUAAUGCAGUGUUCCCGUGUUAUGGUUAUAAGGAUAUUUGCAAGUUUUUAUGAAUAUUUGAGGAUCCGUGCAUAGCUUUAUUCAUAAUCACCAUUCGCGGUGUGUUUGUGCACAGAAUACAUACGUGUAUGAUUUGUAUCUGUUGUGGAAACAGUAUACAUGUAUCUAUCAUUUCUCAUCAUGUUUUAUGUACAGCGAUUUGACAUUUGCAAUUGGCAAAGUUGCCAUUUCUUGUCAGUUACGAUUGGAAGUGGAUUAAACACAAUCAGGAAUUACCAUAAACCUUUUCAUUGGAUUUCCGCUCCUUGAUGAACAUCGAUUAGCAUGAGAUUGUUCGAAUAAAAGACAUUGUGCGGUUAUCUUUAUCAGAGUAAAACAAUUUUCUUAUAUAUCUUGUAUGGGGAAUUCCGCGAUCAAAUCCCCACGCUGUUUUUGCCUGCCCCCGAUCCUCUUUGCCCGUUCCACCCGCUGCCACCCCCGUAGUGAUAACCUCACUUCGGCUCGUUCGGGCGUCCAGAUGCACCUCGUAGCGGAGGCCUAUACUUUCUAUUCUUGCCAUCAUUAUACAGUUUCAAGGAGCAAGAGAGAUCAUCACCAUCGAAGCGGGCAUGGAUACGAGAGUUCGUCAACGUUGAUGAGCAGCGACAUCGACUCAACGAGCUGCUUUGACUCAACGGACGAUGACAGCAGAUUCAGCAGUGCCACAGAAAGGAGUAGCUUAGCAAGACCAUUGAGAGGACAGAAGAAUAAGAAGAGGAGGAGAAGACCGAAGAUGCCACCUGUACACAGAGCAUCAUCGUUUAGUAGUAUAACAGAUUCGACAAUGUCACUCAACAUCAUUAAUGUCACAUUAAAUUUAGAUAAAAUUAAUUUUCUUGGCAUCAGUAUUGUUGGUCAGAGUAAUAAAGGAGGAGAUGGAGGCAUUUAUGUGGGCUCAAUUAUGAAAGGGGGUGCAGUUGCAGCAGACGGUAGGAUAGAACCUGGAGAUAUGAUCUUACAGGUGAACGAUGUGAGCUUUGAAAAUAUGAGUAAUGACGAUGCAGUCAGAGUAUUAAGAGAAGCAGUUCAUCAACCUGGUCCUAUUAAAUUAGUUGUAGCUAAAUGUUGGGACCCUUCACCAAAAGGCUACUUCACCAUUCCAAGAAGUGAGCCAGUCAGACCAAUAGACCCUGGAGCAUGGGUAGCACACACAAAUGCCAUGAAAGUUGCUGCAGAGUAUCAAGGUAGGGCGGGGCCUAUGAGUCCAUCAAUGACCUCUAUGACCUCUACAAGCUCUUCCAUUACCAGUUCUCUACCAGAGUCAGAAAGGUUAGAAGACUUUGGUCGACUGACCUUAAACACGGACAUGACGACCAUCGCCAGGGCAAUGGCAGCCCCGGACUCCGGCCUCGAUAUUAGGGAUAGAAUGUGGCUCAAAAUCACCAUCUCAAGCGCUUUCAUAGGUUCUGAUGUAGUAGAAUGGCUAUUCACGCAUGUAGAAGGCUUUCAAGACAGGAGAGAAGCGAGGAAGUAUGCCUGUAACCUCUUAAAAGCUGGCUUCAUCAGACAUACAGUCAACAAGAUCACUUUCUCAGAGCAGUGCUACUAUGUCUUUGGUGACCUUUGCGGAAACCUAGCCUCUCUUUCCUUAGGAGACGAAGCCUCCGAGGCGGACAGGGACACGCUAGCGCCCCUACCCCAGCAGGGCCACUGGAUGCCCCCGCCACCCCUCCCCACUGCACCCCCUAUGCCUUAUCAGAUGCCCCCAGGGGUCCCGGGCUACACAAGCUUCGACACGGCAAGUUACACAAGCUUUGGUGCCACAAGCAUAGGCAGUGGUAGCGGAGGAAGCAGUGAUUCUGGUCAUAGCCAAGAUAAGAUAGCCAAAGCAUUGGCAUCCAAAGGAGGAUCAGGAAGCAAAGGAAGCGGUAGUGAGUCUUCCGACCAAGCAUCUACCGUCGCCGGAGACAUCCCUCCUGCCCUUAUGGGUAGCAUGCAGGGCAUUGGACCCCCGUCCGUCACGAACACCGGUAUGAUGGCCCCUGGUGGUGCCCCCGGUGGUAGCAUCGGUGCCCUAUCCAACCACGGCAUCGGUCCCCCGUCGAUAGGAGGACAGCAUCACAGCAUCGGCUUCGGAUCUUCCUCUGGAAUCCAUCAAGGGAUCGGCCCGCAGCAAGUGCUGGUCGGACCCCCGCAUCACCAAACCCAAGGCAUCGGACCCGCCCAAGGCAUCGGUCCCCCAAGCCAAGGUGGGCCACCUGUCAUGGUACCAAUGAUGCCUAGACAACUCGGUAGUGUGCCUGAGGAUCUAUCCGGCAGCAGACAGUCUUUCCGCAUGGCUAUGGGAAACCCUUAUUUUGAUGAUUCGGUCAGCGUGACACUUCUGUGAAGUGCGGAAAUUUUGAAAUCAUUUUAAUUAGGACGCUAAAGUCUUGCGAAUUUAUAGAAGCAGCCCCCCUGCCGCGAGCAAGCUGGAACGAUGCACCACGAGCUCGUGUCACCCCGUCAGCCCCGCUGCUCUCCCGCACGAUCUCCUGUACGAAGCACAUUGGUCUGUAACUGUAAACCUCAGCUGUUAAUCGUUCAAAUGGAAAAAAAAUAUAGAUGAAGAAAUGCUUUCUGCUUGAUCAACGACAAGUUGUUUAAACUUGAUUGAGAUUCAUUUUAAGUUGGUUGACUGUUGGAGUUUUGUUUUAGAUGUUACAUUGCUGACAGAUUGUUUUUGUUUUUAAUUGGAAAGUGUUUUAAUAUCCGAGCAUGGCUUGGCCAUUUGCUUUGUUUCAAUGUUUUAAUUUGUGUUUCACAAGAAGUUUUUUUGUCUGGUGUUUUAUUCAACUCAUAAUUCUCACUUCCGUGUUGUGUUUUGGAUGGUUUGCAUUGUAACAGUAUUCACUCUUUUUUGCAAAAAUCAAUCAUUUUAUUUUUGUCUUUGUUUUCUCAUUUCUUCUAUCUUCCCUCUCAUUGAUUUCAUUCAUUCUUUUUUCUUCGUUUCUUUCUAUAUAUAUAUUUCUUUGUUUUAUAUUGCUUUGUUUCUUUUUCCUUUUAUUUCUUUCUUUACUCUUUUCGAUCUUUCUUUUCUAUCCUUUCUCUUUCUGUGUCAUAUGAAUUCACUCUCAACAUGUAUCUUUCUUCAUUUAUUUAUUUGUUUUUUGUUUAUUUUGGUCAUCCACAAUUUUCCCAUUUUGAUUAAUAUUUUCUGUGCCAAACAUUAGCUUUGCAUGAUACAUCAAUGAUGUAAUCAUUUUUUAAUCAUAAGGGAAUAGUCAUGCCCAUCAAGGUGAAAUAUAUUUCUGCAUCUUUUUAUUAGAAAAUUUAAGGGAAAAUGAAUGAGAAUGCGGAAGGAAUGUAAUGUUCUUUCUUCAUGACUUCUCUGUCCCCCUUUAUUAUUCUUAAGUCACUUUAUUUAAUCCCCCCGUUGGUUGCAUCUUACUUUUAUUUCAUAUCGCCAAUUACGAUGGCCAUUGGCUUCUAAAUAUCACCUUUAAAGACCACAAUGGACACCCAAAAAACUAUACAUCAUUGGAAACGUAUGAAGAAGCAUUGUUUGUAGCUUAUUACCUUUCCAAAUGUGUAUAAUUUAUUAAUUUUGUCUUUUUUGUGUCUGAUAUGGUUAUAGUUGUUGAGAGGGGGCAAGAAUAUCCCCCUGCUUCUUGUGUGAUCAUCCAAAAAAAUUAUCCCUCCCUUUUCACUUAAUUAAACUGCUCUAUUGCUGUAUUCAUUCAUUUAAAUGUUCUUUCAUUCAUAUUCAUGGAGUCUCCCGUUUUCAUGUAUUCAUUAGUGAUUUUUUUUUGGUAUUCAUUUAUGUAUUUGGUCAUGCAUUCAUCAAUGCAUUAGUUAAAUCCAUUCAUUUAUGCAUUCAAAUAAAAUGCAUUCAUCUUUGCAUUUAAACAUUGAAUGAAUUUCAAAAGGAAAUCAUGCCAGUAGGUUCAUGUUUAAAGUCCUGUAUUCAUUGGCGAAAGAUAUUCACUUCAAUUUCCGUAUGAUAGUAUUUAUAAGUAAUCAAAGCUUCAGUUAAUUUCAAGGAUGGAUAAAGGAAGGCUGGAUAAUCCAUGAUUUAACAGUACUACAAUAAAUCCAAAGAUUACAUUCAUUAAUGAAGCCAUUUUUAUUUCUUAAACUUUAUCAUCAAGGUAAUCAAGUAUUUUGUCAAUUCUUAUUUCUGUCCAUCCCUUUCGCUCAUCCUUAAUUUAAUGGGUCUUCUGACUUGUUUGUUCAAAUCCAAAAUAUAGAACUAUUAGUGAUUGGUUGCUAUGGUAACCAAGUGAAUUCAUACAGCAUCUGUUUUGCUUGGAUAACUGUACGACUCAAUUUUCUUGUUGCAAAGUAUUAGUUGGGUAUUUCAGUUGUUAAUGAAUGAGAAUGUUGAUACAUUGCUUGGUGUAAGCUUGAGUCUGAGUGAAUAAAACAUCCAUUAAUGAUAACAUCAAUGAUAGAAGGGCUGAACAGCCAAUCAAGUAGUUACAAUCGAUGGUAAUUACUAUCAACUCUACAUGUAUGUUUUGUGCAAUGGCACUUUGCAUGUGAUUUCUCAAAAAAAUUGAUUUGUUUUCGCUGACAGCCUACUGAAAUAUUAAUAACAAAAAUGAUAAUAGGUCCAUUUUGUAGUGCAGCUACUAUUCAUAUUGUUACUCUGGCUGUAGCUGAGCUACCAUGGGUGCUAAGGCCCCCAUUCCACAGAAGGGAGACCUUUGAAAGACCAAAAAUUGGCAAGGUCUUACAGCAGUCUCCAAGAUCAUUGUAAUUGGUCAUCUUUGCGGAAUGGCUCGGAAAGACCCCUCUAAGAACUCUGACAGACUGAUUGGUACUUCUUGUCUGACUUGGUUUAAACUAGUCCUAUAGAGAUCUUUCAGUCAUCUUUCAGAGAUCAUUUAUGCAACAAGUGAUCUUUCAGAAUUCUCUCCAUGGAAGACUUUUCCUGGUCUUUCAAUGAUGUUUAAAUAAUCUCUCCUGGAGUCUUUCGGCGAUCUCUGAAAAAAUCUUGAGAGACUGUCUAAAGAUCAUGGAAAAACUAAUAAGAACUUUGAAAGUUCAGACUGAGAGACCACUGAAAGACCAUCAAAAGACCAUCAAAAGACCUUCCUGAAAGACUGUUUUGAACCGUUUCAAAAAGUUUUGGAGAUCAUAGAGACCACAAAGAAAACUGAAAGAUCAAUCAGGAAUCGUGAAGGACCUCAGAGAUCUUUGAAAGUUCAUUGGAAGACAUUUGAAAGAUCAAGCAAGUUUCAUGGUCUUUCAGUGGUCUUUCAGAGAUCUUGCUCUCUGUGGAAUGGGGUUUUUAAAACAUUCAAGGGAUAAAUCCUACCAGAUACCCAUUCACCUCACCUGUGUUAGGUGCAGCACAAUGUGGAAGAGUUUAUUGCUUAAGGAAAUAAACGCCUGGAGGGAAUGUGUUUCCUGGCAAUGGCUGCUUUUACAUUUCUUUGUUCAGCAAGUCUUGGAAUAAACAAGAUUUCUUUCAGGCCUCUAAAAUUUAUGCAUUUUAAAAGCAGAAUAUUAUUUCUUAUGAUUUCUUUGACAUUUCAAUGUUUCCAUCAGGUUGGAAAAGAACAGUAGGCCUAUAUUUACAAAUAUUUUUACUUGGGGGUGGGGGGAGCUUUGAGUAUUUUUUCUUAAAUAUUGGCAAAUACCAGGUAUUUUCUUUUAUCUGGGAGGUAUGAAAAUGCCUAGUGCUGUAAAGUGAUUAGCAAUGUUUGUUACAGAAACAUGAUUGAAGUUUGCAGUAAAUAUUAAAGAAAUUCAAUAUGCAAUUUCUUUAGGGGUAAAGUAUCUGGUGCUGUAUUUGCUCUUGAAAGUUGAGGUACACAGUCUCCUGCGUUACAAUUCUCAGCUUAGUCGCCCGUUAUCUCUUAGUAAUUGCUGAUUAGCCAACAGGAACACCGAACCCCUUAGUUGACGGAUUUUAGGAUAUUGAUAAGAAAAUGCAUUUAGAAAAUUUGUACCGACGAGUAAAAGUCGUAUUGUGAGUAUAAAAGAAAUUACAAUCAUGACCUCCAAAUGAUUAAAUUAGGAUGAUUAAAAAAAAAAAACACCGAAUAGUAGAUAAAUCGUUGUUUCAAGUCAAUAAUAAAUGGUUGUCAAAUUAAAAACUGGAAAUUUUUUAAUUGAGUGGCUUUUCACCAAUUAUGCAUCCAAGUCUUUUGGUAACUGAAAUUAUUUUGGAAUGAAUGACUGCGGGUUCCGAGUUGAAUUUGUUGUUCUCAUACUUACAGUUUAUCAUGAUAUUAUCGAAAGUAAUAUAUUUUUUAUGCCUUUCUCCAACUACAGGUUGGUGCUGGGGGCAUUUUAAAAAAUAAAUACACUUGUUAGUUUAGUGGUUGCCAUGUUUGUGUGUUAUUGUUUGCAUCAAGUGUCAAAAUGCCACUAUUUUGGACAAGUCUCAAUCUACGAGAUGGCUGAUAGAUACAUGUUGGUUUUUAAACUAAUGAAGAAAAGGAUCAUGCAAAUAUUAGAGUAAUUUAAAAACAAAUUACAUCCAAGAUUUUUAAAUUUUAAUAGUUGAUUAUAGGAUUCUGUGAUUUUUAGUGUGAAUUUAUUGGACCAAGAACAAUGCAGAAUUCACAGAUGAAAAAUAUAUAUACAGGUAUCAUACAAAAAUGGUCUUGGCUUUUCAACCUAUAUUUGUAUUCAAACCAUUGAGCACUGCAUUCUGUGGCUCCCAUAGAACUUGUACAGGGACCAACCUGUUCCAGUAGGCAAUGGGUUAAUAGAAAAUAUAUGUGUAUUUUGAAAAUUAAAUUAUUGUGUAUCUUGCAUAAAUUAUUCAAACAUUUGUCUUGUAUUGAAGCAGAGGCAACAUCAUACCCCACAGAAGAUAAUGCUCAUUUAUAGACGCAUAUUUGUUGCAUGUAUUCUGUGGUUUGGAGCUUUAAAAGAAAUCACGUAGAGUAGAAUCUUAAAAGCAACAAACAUAAAAAAAAAAGAAACUCAUGUAAAUUAAUAUUAUUUAAAGAAAAUAUGUGUUGUACAUUAUUAGCAUUGUUUCAUUUUAUUAGAAGCAUGGAAUAGAUGAAUCAGAAGAUGAAAAAAAGAAAUGCUUCAAAUUUUUGUAAAGUGUAUAUUAAGCAACUUUUUGUGUAUGUAGAGAGAGUACUAGUCGGUAUUAUUGUACUAUGCCAUUGUUACUGUAUUUAAAACGUGCUGCCUAUACGGUCAGGUACUCACCAUGCAUUUUUUUAAUGUACAGAUGAACGAGUCUGGAGAUUAAAUGAUUUUUUUGUUUUGUUUAAAUGCCAAAUUGUCACCUUUCUCUCGUGGUAAUUUCACUAGCGAUUUUAUCAUUGAUUUAUCCUGACUCUAAUAAAAACUAGAUAUCAACAACAAAA
Messenger RNA from Lytechinus pictus (painted urchin), 8470 nucleotides. Its product is annotated as segment polarity protein dishevelled homolog DVL-3-like. Gene Ontology annotation, cellular component: cytosol. The record is from RefSeq and is a predicted model, not a curated record. The transcript has 16 exons. The coding region runs from base 1567 to 3537 and encodes 656 amino acids. NCBI's taxonomy places the organism in Eukaryota, Metazoa, Echinodermata, Echinoidea, Temnopleuroida, Toxopneustidae. Gene Ontology annotation, molecular function: frizzled binding. Gene Ontology annotation, biological process: intracellular signal transduction; canonical Wnt signaling pathway.